This is a messenger RNA of Microplitis mediator, 2671 nucleotides long. RefSeq names its product dolichyl-diphosphooligosaccharide--protein glycosyltransferase subunit STT3A (gene Stt3A). Bases 149 to 2266 code for a protein of 705 amino acids. Gene Ontology annotation, biological process: post-translational protein modification. NCBI's taxonomy places the organism in Eukaryota, Metazoa, Arthropoda, Insecta, Hymenoptera, Braconidae. Gene Ontology annotation, molecular function: dolichyl-diphosphooligosaccharide-protein glycotransferase activity. The record is from RefSeq and is a predicted model, not a curated record. The transcript has 8 exons. Gene Ontology annotation, cellular component: membrane.
GCAAAGUUAACACGUCAACGAAUGCCACGCUCGUGGUGUUCAUGUUUUAUCUUUUUACACAAUAUUUUAUAUAGUGAUAUUAUAUAUGUAAUUUAAUGUAUUAUUAACAAUUUAAAUUUAAAUAAUUAAUAAUUAUAAAUAAAUAAAAAUGGGGGCCUUUGUGAAAGUUAAGGAUUUACGUUUUUCAGCACAAAAACACGAGACACUUUUAAAAUUAACUAUUUUAUCAUUAGCUGCUGUUUUAUCUUUUGCAACUCGUUUGUUCUCAGUAUUGAGAUACGAAAGUGUUAUCCAUGAGUUCGAUCCUUACUUUAAUUACAGGACGACAAAGUACCUUGCGGAGGAGGGUUUUUAUAGUUUUCAUAAUUGGUUUGAUGAUCGAGUAUGGUAUCCACUUGGAAGAAUUAUCGGAGGGACAAUUUACCCAGGACUGAUGGUAACAUCAGCGACGUUGUACCGUCUUGCCCAAAUGUUAAACAUCCCAAUAGACAUUCGUAAUGUCUGCGUAUUUCUCGCUCCGUUAUUCUCGAGCUUCACAACAAUAGUAACAUAUUUACUAACUAAAGAAUUGAAAGAUUCAUCAUCUGGUUUAUUUGCUGCCUGCAUGAUCGCUAUUGUACCAGGAUACAUAUCACGAUCUGUCGCCGGAUCUUAUGACAACGAAGGAAUAGCUAUAUUUUGUAUGCUAUUCACUUACUACAUGUGGAUAAAAGCCGUAAAAACUGGAGCCAUAUUUUGGUCAACAUGUGCAGCACUCGCUUACUUUUACAUGGUCUCGUCCUGGGGUGGUUAUGUCUUCCUUAUAAAUCUUAUUCCACUUCACGUGCUGACUCUCAUGGUCACUGGACGGUUUUCCCACAGAAUUUAUACCGCGUACAGUAUCCUUUAUUGUAUUGGUACCGUUUUGUCAAUGCAAAUUGCCUUCGUUGGUUUUCAGCCGGUUCAAAGUUCUGAACACAUGCUCGCACUUGGAGUUUUUGGGUUGUGCCAAAUUCACGCAUUCGUUGAUUACUUGCGUAGCAAAUUAUCUGAAAAUGACUUUGAAUUAUUAUUCCGCGGUCUUAUUGCUUCAAUGUUGACUAUCUCUUGUGUAAUCGGUGGAAUUUUAACAAUAACAGGCAAAAUUUCACCAUGGACGGGUAGAUUUUACUCACUUUUAGACCCUUCAUACGCUAAAAAUCAUAUCCCCAUAAUCGCAUCAGUGUCCGAGCAUCAGCCAACAUCAUGGAGUUCAUUUUACUUUGAUCUCCAAGUACUCGUAUUUCUAUUCCCAGCUGGUUUAUAUAUUUGUUUUUCAAAACUCACAGACUCAAACAUAUUUCUUAUACUCUAUGGUGUAACUAGUCUCUAUUUCGCGGGUGUUAUGGUCCGUUUGAUGCUGGUACUUGCGCCUGUAAUGUGUAUCUUAGGUGGAAUCGGUGUAUCAUCGUUACUAUUAACGUACAUGAAGCAGCUUGAAAGUAAUAAAGUAGUUGAGAAAAAAUCACGCAAGUUUGAAAAUAAUUAUGUACUGCGAGGAGAAAUAGCGAUGUUAUUUAUUGCGAUAGUAGGAAUGCUAUUUUUUUCAUACACAUUACACUGCACGUGGGUCACCGCCGAAGCCUACAGUUCACCGAGUAUCGUUUUAUCAGCACGAUCUCCAGACGGUGGGCGCAUGAUCUUCGAUGAUUUCCGGGAGGCUUACUACUGGUUACGUAUGAAUACGCCAGAAGACGCUAAAGUUAUGUCAUGGUGGGAUUACGGCUAUCAGAUAACGGCAAUGGCUAAUCGGACUAUUUUAGUUGACAAUAAUACGUGGAAUAAUACUCACAUAUCGCGUGUUGGUCAAGCAAUGGCUAGUUCCGAAGAAAAGGCGUAUCAAAUUAUGCGUGAACUAGAUGUUAAUUAUGUACUUGUCAUUUUUGGUGGACUAACGGGAUACUCGUCUGAUGAUAUUAACAAGUUCCUGUGGAUGGUCCGCAUUGGUGGCAGUACUGAAGAAGGAAAAUCGAUUACCGAGUGGGAUUAUUAUAAUCCUUCAGGUGAAUUCAGAGUUGACAAAGAUGGAUCGCCGACUUUACUUAACUGCUUAAUGUACAAGAUGUGUUAUUAUCGUUUUGGACAAGUUUAUACUGAAGGAGGUAAACCAUCCGGGUACGACAGGGUCAGAAAUAUGGAAAUCGGAAACAAAGACUUUGAGUUAGAAACAUUAGAAGAGGCCUACACAACAGAACACUGGCUCGUGCGCAUUUACAAAGUUAAAGACUUAAAGAAUAGAGGAUAUUAGAUAUCUCAUAAUAAAUUUUAUUUUUUUUAUUCAUCCAAUUACUUCAGGCUUAACGUAACAGUGAUCAUGAUCAUACAUUCUUUACACUAUUUUCACAUUUAAAAGAUUAAUUUUUUAAAAAAUAUUAUUAUUAUUAAUAAUCAAAUCCAUUUUCAAUGAAAUUCCAAUAAUAUACAUAAUAUUUUUUUUAAUUAUAUUUUAUUAUCGUGGACCUGAAACUGGAACGUUUUUCGCCCAACGAAAACAAAUCGAAAAAUAAAAAAUCCACUGGAUGACGAGAUUUCUAAAUUAUUUCGUAUGUAGAUGCUGGAAUGUCAGCUGAAAAUCUUAGGCCACUCCCACACCCGGACCUACUCUUUAAGCUGUCAAAUUAUAUAAUUUUUUCAUUUUCGUUGCGCGAAAAAC